Neurospora crassa OR74A is the source of this 396-nucleotide messenger RNA. RefSeq lists its product as hypothetical. The record is from RefSeq and is a predicted model, not a curated record. Bases 1 to 396 code for a protein of 131 amino acids. Lineage: Eukaryota; Fungi; Ascomycota; Sordariomycetes; Sordariales; Sordariaceae. The transcript has 3 exons.
AUGAACGAUCCGGUUACAGAUGACAGCAAUGAGCAGAGAAACAAGAAGCAAAAGAUUGGGUUCGUGUUGGCCUUUUGUUGUUUGAUCUCAAGAUGGGUGAUUCUUGCCUUUACGACGGUUCUACACCUGGAGGUUCCUUUUCGCCGGUGGAAAGCCCAUCAUUCUUCAGGAUAUCGUUACGGCCUUGGACUCAGGAAGAGAUCGAGGACCACGGCUCUUGAGCAAACGAGAAAAAUCCAUCAACAUGUCUUCUCCCACCAAGGAAAUCCCCCGUCCAUGGUCGGACCCCCUCCACCGCUCCCUGUUUUCGACGUGCGGGGAGUCAGACACCGGUACCUCUGCACACUGGAGAGUGGCGGCAUCACGGAAGGCUCAAGCAACCAUCCAGACCUCUAG